Messenger RNA from Lagopus muta (rock ptarmigan), 17399 nucleotides. RefSeq names its product sarcospan (gene SSPN). Gene Ontology annotation, cellular component: dystrophin-associated glycoprotein complex; sarcolemma. The record is from RefSeq and is a predicted model, not a curated record. NCBI's taxonomy places the organism in Eukaryota, Metazoa, Chordata, Aves, Galliformes, Phasianidae. The transcript has 3 exons. Bases 16231 to 16974 code for a protein of 247 amino acids.
AGUUGCUGCCUAGAAAUGACAGCGCAUGCAAACAACCUGUGGAGAACCUUGUUAAGUGAUGCCCGGAGUGGGAAAAUAAUAUUUUUUAUUAUUUCAAAAUUGACUGACAUUCUGGACUGUACUGGGAGUCCAUACAUUUCCAAAAAAACCAAACCUUAGCUAAGCUAAGGGAAAGAUCCUAUCGAUAAGAUCGAGGAAGGCUGUAGAAAAUACAUGCAGGAGUUUAGUGCCCCAUUGCAAAUAACGGUCCCACAGAAACACGGAGGGACACCAUGAAAUAAUUGUCUGACAGUCAUUUCAUUAAUGGUCUGCAUUGCCUGAUGUUUUUGUGUUUCUGAUGAAGCAGCUUCUGGAAGCUGCAGACUAUUUCACAAAAUGCCCCAAAGCUCGUCUACUAGGGCACCAGUGCCAGAUGUCCAAGUGAAAGACAUCUUCUCCCUCCAAGUCCUAGGAGGUAUGGGAGGAUUGCACAAGGCUCAAGGGAGAAACACUGAAUCCAGAACAAUGCAGCAGAUCUGUGAGGCGGCUGAGAUCCCUGAAACGUCUCCAUGUGACUGCAGCCUGAAGGGUUGGGGUUGGUGGGAUGUUUUUUUGCAGACUUAGUCAAUAGGGCUUCUCCACUGAAGUGCAUCAAGUGGUAAGACCCAGCGUAUCCCAGUCCUUUCAAAAUCCUUGGGAGCAGUAAAGCCCAUUCUCAUAUUUUGGUGAAAACCAGAGUAUUUACCGUGCCUUUACCGUGCCUGUCUUUUAGGAUGAGGACUUUCAUCCGGGCUUUACCAGUCAGCCCCAUGUAAGUUGUCUCUUGUUUCCCAUCCUACAAAAUGAGCUUGCAUUUUUACUACUUGCCCUUUUAUGUGGAUUAAUAUGAUAUUUCAUGUUUGUUGUUGUUUUGUUUUAAGCAUCUUUGUUCAGUAUAGCCCAAACCGAUGCAUUUCUAUGCCAGAGAACCUCUGGGUUUUGACCACCCUGUAACACUGGCAUCAUCAGUAGGUGCCAGAACACAUCAUGUUUCACAUCUCCAUGCCUGUAGAGUUCAGGCAAACUGAGAAGUGGAGGCUUUCCCAGCAGAGAGAGGGAAUACUAGCCUAGAUUAUUUGUUACCAUUAAUUACCCAACUUGUGCCUCUGUCUGGCAGCUGAAACACAGGCAAUGCGGAAGAUAGUGGCCCUUUCCAGCCUGGUCCUUUGUGCCACAUGGUGCCCUAGGGAUCUGCAAUCAGUGCUUUGAUUAUUAGGGUAAAAUUGGUCAUAAAGGGGAAAUAGAAUGAAAUAAAAUGAAAGCGCAGCUAUCAGUUUCACUUGAGUUCUGCGUGAUCCAUUUUAAUUUAAAUGGAAAAUGACACAUAACUUAUCUACAAUGGUUUAAAGCCCCAGUCAGAAUGCUGUUGCCAACACCAGACAGUGACAAGUUUUAGCAGCACUAUGAUGGACAUAAAGCUCUUUAGUAUGCACAGAAAACCAAAUAUCAGACGCUCUGCUGAGAAAAACAGCUGGGCCUAGCCAAAAAAGCGUGGAGCCAGGGGCAAGAGGAGCUGCCUAGCGCAACCUCUCACUGUGUGGCUUGGCUCCUUUUUAUCUGUUUCUGAGCAUUUCAAAUGGCAGGAGUAGAAAACACCCAUCACAAGGGGUGCUAUGAUGCAAAGUUGUGCAUGUGAAGCAUUUCGACAUCUCCAUGAGCCUGCUGCUACAGGGUGACCUCAGGCCAGGGUGAGCUCCCGGUGUCCCUCAUUACGGGGAUUGAGGAGCUCAGCUGGAGCAAGGGACACAGCUCCCAAAAGCAAAAUCCCUCAAGCCAGCAGCCCAUCGCACAGUGUUUCUGUGGUCAUGAUGUGUUACAUGUGGAAAAAAAUCCCCCCUUGGAGAAGGUGAGGAAGGAGCAAGCAACACUUUUGCCUAGCAUAGUGGAGAUGGAGAAGCCCCAGCACAUGCAGCUGGUGUCACAGGUGUCCCCAUGCCCUGGGACAGCUGGGGUGGCCAUACCUGUGAGCUCCCAGCAGGGCAGGGGGGUGGGCUGGGUAUGGGUGUCAGAGUCAGGUAGGUUGCAUCGCCCCACCGCAGGCAGCUCUGGCCAGUGCCUCUUUCCUCGGGAGGAGGAAGCUCGCACGCAGGGCAGGAAGCAGCGAUGGAACAGCCAGCUCAGGAAGGGGACAGGGCCAGGAGUUUGUUUUUAACCUGCUUCUUGUUUAUUUAAGCUGGGAGGAAGGCGAAUAAAAGCAGCCACUGAAAGGGGAUGGUGGUGUCGCAAGCGGUCGGAGGCAGAAAAUGCCUUUCCAGUGUUUUUCACCAGAGCCAAGGUGUUAAAAACUGGUAUCCUGAGCCUCACAUCAAGCUAGCAGCAGGGGCUCAAUGGCACUGCUUUGAAGGCUGGAGGAGGGCAGUGAAGCUGCCUGGUCCACUGCUGUAGGGAUUUUUGUCCUGCUUAUUUUGGGUAGGAUAGGUAAAAGCAACUUGUUCCCCUUUGCACAGAGACAUCAGGUUUGCACUUAGGGAUGAGGAAGCCCUUGCUUCUGCUGUCAGCUGCCAGUGCUGCCCAUGCUAUGGGGCUCGCUGCUCCUGCCCUGAGAGGCACUGUCUUGCAGAUUUUCUGGUCCCACCAAGGCAUGUAACGCUGUCCACGUAUAGUUGAUUCUGCAUGUAGGGCAGCACCAGGUGUUCACAUUUCUCCUGCAUCACUCGUGCUCCCUGCUCUGGGCUUCAGCUGAGGGCAUAUUUCUGCUCCAACAAAGCAGGGCUCACUGGUGAGAUGUGUGUCCCAAGUGAAACUGGGUAAGAACAGGUGCUGCUUCCCCCAUCUGCAGACCCAUAGUGCCCUACAGCCCCUAUCCAUUCCCACCAGGUGCCAUGGAAGAUCCUGGCUGUGUGGGACUGGCAGUGGGAUGCUGGAGUGGGGUCAUCCUACAUCCUUGAGUUUCCAUCACCUCCUCUUGUUUAUUUUACCUUGAAAGGACCAGAAAGGGACCCUUGGUUUUACCAACCUGAGUCCAUGCACUUCAAAACCUUUAAGCCAGUUUUAGGAUGAACUUCUUCAGUGUCCUGUCCCCUUAAGAGUAUGGAUGUGCCCUAAUAUAGUUGUAAUUCUCCUUCCAAGUUUGCUUAGAAAGCAAACGAAGACAUUACAAAAAUCCAGCUGACCAAAAAAACCCAGCUCUGGCCAGCCAUUUCAGGCUAAGCUAAUGCAAUUAUCAUUCUUAUCCAUAUUGUCAUGCAGUUAGUCCCGCUGAGCCUAGUGCUCAACUGUCCUGAUUUUUCAUCAUAGAUUCUCUUUGUUCCUCUUCAAGUAUUGCUCCUGAUUAAAGGCUCUGAUUUGAGAAACUUAAUCUCAGAUUUUAUAGUGACAGUUGAUUUUUCUUUCAGCAAGUUUGUUUGGUAUGGAUAAACUGACAUAUAACAUUGACGUGUUUUUGACACCUUUUUACUUUUUGGUUUCCUUUGUGGAUACUUUUCCUAAUUCUUCUGAAAAUAUCGUAGAGCUCAAGCUCUCAGCAAGGAUGAUAAACCUGCUUGCAGGUGUUUCUAUGUAUGAGCAGAAGUGAAGUGGAAGCAGGAAUCAGGAAAGCAAAUGCCUGAUGCAAUUUGGGUCACACUUCCAAAGGGAAUUAUCAUUCCUCACAUGCUUUCUCACACAGCAGGACACAGGAGUGCAGGGAUUGCUGCCUUGGAUCCAGGCUCACAGUUCUUUUGCUUCCUUGUCUCUGAAGGUACCCAAUCUCCUAUGGCAAUGAAUCCCACUCUUGUGAUGUGCUGCUGAACACAUCGCCAUUCCUCCAACCAUUUACUGCUUAUUCUUAAAAAUCAAAUCAAACAUCCUCUUUCCCUUCUAUUGAGCAAUAAUUUGGACUUUCUUGAGCCUCCUUCCCUUGGGCUUUGCUAUCUCCUCUCCAUUUUGAUCAGUCAGCGCCAACUCUUCUAGAUUCCCUUCCAUCAUUGUACAAGAGCUUUCCCAUCAUCUUGAGCAGGAGUUUCUUUGGCCCUUGAUGCAGAACAAUGACAGAAUGAUCUGUCCUCCUGGGUAUCCAUACUGUUAGCUCACCUGGACUGCAGAUGUAGGAUUAGUUAUUUUGAGAUCCAGGCAAAGAAAGUCACUCUAUAGAUAGGACCAUACUAACAUAAGGAGCUGUUUCAGCUGUGAUACUAAUAAGAUUUGAUUUUAUUACUGUGAUCUGGGCCAAGACUUAAGAUGGGGACCUCAGCCAGUUUUUGGCCACUCCUUCUACCAUCUUGUUUCCUCACAAGCCCAGAUCUCCCCACUCACCGUUCCCACACCUCCCAGCAGGCUUCUUGUGACACAGAGGCCAUUGACCUGUAAGUGCCAGGAUGGCUAACCUAGUUUUAAACAAUUGUACUUUCACCAGAAACCUAAUUUUGCAGUUGAAAAAUGUACCCCAGCAGCCCCUGUUUGUUAUCCAUAAAGCAGAGAGGUGGGUCUACUCUGACGGUGUUGGCUGGCAGAGUGAAUGUAAAAGGAGGAGCUGGUAUAGGAGAGCGAUUAAAAUGAUCAGAGGGACAAAAUCUAACACAGAUCUGGUGUUAUGCCACUCGAAGAGCAGUGGGAGUGAGGGCUCAGUUGACAGCAUAACUUUGAAGGUGGCAGUGAGAGUGAAAGCCAGUCAUACAAGAGUCCCCGGCACAGCUGUGGACUCACUGUAGCUGCCCAGAGGUGGUCUCCUGGGUCCCUGGGAUCAUGUAAAGCUAGCAGGGAGCUGCCAAAAACACUGCUGCUGCUGCAGAGGACACCUCUGUGCAGCACAUCUGUGCUACUUAGGGAUUCAUGAGACAAAAGAUUGUUUUUCCUUUUGCAUUGUAGUUGUAGCUCACGGUUUGAUGCACUGAAUGUCCAAGGACGUGACUACCCAUGACUGUGCCUAUGUAAGAUGGUCUGUGCUGGCAGAAGGCAGGUGACAGACAGUCAAAGAUACCACUGACAUCAUUUUGAGGCUGGGUGAAUAUACUGCAGCUGAAAAAGCACUAAAAAUGGGCAUUUAUACACCCUUUACAGUCAACUGUAAAGAUAGAAUAGGCAGUGCGGUUGGGGAUGCUUUCUUCUCAAGUUAGUUAUUCUACACAUCCCAUUAAAAGACCCCACUUUCAGUCAACUAAAACUUUGCCAAAUGAUUUGAGGUGAUGUUUUCCGUGCUAGAUGUCUGCCUCUGGCUGACUUUUUUUGAGGGAAAAAUUCAGCCAGUCUGGUUUGGCCAACUCCUGGCACCAAGCGCAAGAGGCAGGGGAAGGAGAAGCUGUUUCACACCAUGCCAAACGCUCAGUGUUUUGGUGACCUUUUCUCUGAACAGUUCUAGCACACCCCUGCUUUGGAGCGGUAAUCUGAAUUUUGGCAAGAGGGCCAGAUGUUGUGUCAGGCAUUUGCUUUUCAUUUUCCAUGAGCAAAUUUGCUCCACUUGGUCACAUUAUAAAUCCUGAAGGAAGGCAAAGAAGUCACGGCUUGCCUGUGGUCACCAGGCUACAUAUCCACCAUGCCAAGGAGGCCACUUGGCCAACUGAUGGGCAAAGGUCUUGGUGGCCAUUGGUGGCAGCUGUGGCUCAGCACAGGCUUGCACUGAGUGAAGCGGCCCUUUGGCCACCCUGGAUUUGCACAGCAAGAAUAGGGCCAGCCUGAUUCUAAUGCAGAGAGGGAAAAGCUGGCUUGCAGACAUCUCUGGCUUGCUGCAUGGCGAUGUCUGGUUAGCGGGGUUUUACAGCCUUGCUAAUGAGCAACAGGGCUGUCAAUACAGUAUGAUAUGGUGGGAUUUCUGUCUUUUUGUGAUUUGAUAAAUUGCACCUAGACAGUUAUGUUAGAGAUGAUUGUAUCUGCACUGUUAAAUAUUGGGAGGCUUAGAAGUGCUAGGAUUGAACUGACCUGUGCAAUUUCAAUUCACUUUCUGAACCACUUUUAAGAGAUAUAUAUCUAUCGCUACAUUCUUCAUCCCACACAGCUGGCUUUCCCAUCUGAAGUCACAUAAUCUUAGUUACAGUGUAUUGAUAUUCCACAAUCUUUUGUUGCUUUUUUCAAUAUUGAACUCGAACUGGAAGUGUUUGAAAUCAAUUGAAAUUUCACAAACCUUACUGUUGUUUUGUACCCUAAAAGCAACGCUCUUUCUUGUCACUUGUGCAGCAGUGACAUGAGAGAGGUGUUUAGGACUGAGACCCGACAUUUGCCAUUAGCCCUUAGUGGCUUUUAUGUGGAUGUCUGUGAACUUGCAGGCUUGAGCAGAAGGGGCCCAACUCUGUGCUGUGUGAACCACGGGGUGGCACAGGAUGCUCAGUGUCAUCUCAGUCACGUACACUGACCCCAUUGCAAUCCUUUAAUGUGCCAGUCUCUCUGUCAUCUGACCACUGCCUAUACCAACACCCCUGCCUACUGGUAUUUAUAAAAUAAAUACAUCCAAGGGUUUUAACAGUAACAGCGCUACGUGAGCAGGCAACCAAAGUUCCUACAGCAUACUACUUCUAAUAUUGUUAAUUCCUCCACAAGCAAAGGACGUGUGCAUACAGGAAUGAAUGAUCUUGCUGUAAGGGCACCCACCUGGGCUCAGGAGGCAGGAAUGGGCCAGCCACAAAUGGCCCAUGUGGCCUUGGAUAGACCUUGACCCAACUCACCAGGGUGAGGGAGUGGGGUCAGAAAGGGUUCUGAUUUAACACGAAUAACUCCAUUAAGGACUGGAUGAUGAAAAAUUAAUGCUAAGAAAUGCAGAGCAACGCAAACAGCAGGGAGUGAGUGACAGAACAAGAGAGUUGCGGUCACUGUAUCUUUGAAUCUUCCAUGUUUAUUAGAAGAUUUCAGUCUUGUUUCAUUAAAACGGUUUUCAUUUUAUUUAGUGUACAUCCUCCUGUGUCUCAUGGUUAUUACCCAUGGAUGCCCAAGGGAUUUGUGCAGCUGAGAAGCUUAGCUGUCUUAGGGGUAGUCAAUUCUGUGGGUAACACUGAUUCAAAGUGAGCAGAGUUUGCAGCUAAUUAAAAUGCUACACUUCAAAAUCACUUUUCCUAAUUACUAAUAUUUAGCAGCACUAUUUUAACUGCAAUUUCCAUGUUCCGUGGGGAUUUGAACUCCGCUAAUUUCCCACUAACUCUCUUGGCACCAUUUAGCAUAUCAAAAUGACCAUGAAAUUGGAAAACCUUAGUCAUUUUUCUUCUCCAGGAAUUCAUGCUGGCAGUAACAGGAAAAAUAUUUGGUAAAGCAAAAAUGUGGCCAGAUUCAAGCCUUUUGCCCUUUUUCCUCACCAAAAGCAGCUGUGCUACAAUUCUUUCUGACCUAGAGGAGCACAGGAGCAGCUUGAGCCACAAGUCGGGAUACCCUAUAAAGCUGGGCAGAGAGGUACUGCUAAAAAGCAUUUUCUUGGUCAUAAAAUGAGUCAAUAUCUGCUGAGAUCAGUAUCUCAAUCUUUUAACUCCCAUUCUUGGCACUGGCUGCUGGAACUGAGCUGCUAUGCCUGUGCAACAUCAGACACCAAACCACUGGCAGAAUGAAUGCUAGAUCCCAAGUGUGCUGUUUCCCAGGCUCCUGCUCUGCCUAGCAGACCACACUCCCUCCUCCUGUAAGACAGCAAUGUCCUUUACAAAUUGUGAAAAAGGUAACAGGAACAUGAGACUUCAGUUUGGAGUAAGGCACAGUGCAUUUGCAGCGCUCCCAAGUAAUCACAGCAAUUCAAACACAUAAGUAGCAUCAAUACAUGAAUUUGCAAUAUGAAAUGUUUAGUUAUUUAGCAAUAGAAUCUUCAAAUUGGCCUCCAACAGUUACUCUGAAGAGUUACAUAAACAUUCAAUACAAAUAAGAUUUUUUUUUUUUUUAAACUGAAAUGGAAUACACAAAUCCCUUCAGUAAACGCUUGUCUACACAGAUCAAUGUCAGCUCUCAUUCAUUCACUGCUUUUAAGUAUUUGAGUUCAUUCCUCUUAUUUGGGUCUUAUCCACCUUGCUUUGUUGUAGAUGCUUUAGAAUUAUAGAAUUAUAGAAUUGUUAAUGUUGGAAAAGACCUCUAUGAUCAUGAGGUCUGACUUGCAGUCCAUCCCCAUUGUGCCCACUAACCGCAUCCCUCAGUGCCACAUCUACACAUUGCUUGAACACCUCCAGGGACGGUGACUCCACCCCUCCCCUGGGCAGCCUGUGCCAAUGCAUCACCACUCUUUCGGAGAUGAAAUGUUUCCUAAUACCCAUCCUGAACCUCCCUCUGUGCAACUGGAGGCCACUGUAUUUGAUUAAAGGAAAUUCUGCCUUUCCUAGGUGCUCUAAACACAGCCCCUUUCUGGUUCUCUGUUGUGUGCCCAGCAUCCCACAGCCAGCUCCACACAAAGCCUUCCCUUACAGCUCCACUCUGUCUCUUCUUUGCAACCAGAGUAUCAGGCAGGCUUACAUCAUGGCCCUGGCCCCACUGCAGCAUCGCCUGCUGACCCUCAUAAGCUUUACCUUGCCUGAGCCCAUCUAUCCAUUAGAGCAAUGAAGCCUCACUGAUCUUGGUGGGAUGAGCCUAGCAGCAAGAAUUUGUUCUUUUGCGUUUGCUUUCCCCACUUGUAAACUGAGCAUCAUAAUACUUGCCUAGAUCAAAGGGGGUAUGGCGAGAAUUAAAUAAUUAAUGUAUGUAAAGCACUUUGAAAGAUGAAAGAUGCUAUAUAAGUACAAAGUAUUAGCUACAAAAAAGCACACAGCCCUGGUUACUGAUGUAACCCUCCGGUUUAUUCUAUAAGAAAUGCAUGAAAUCUAAAUAAUUGCCACUAACAAAUAGUGAGUUAGAUUAUGCCAAGACCUUACAAGAGCUGUGCAGGGGACUGAGAGCCUUUCGUGCUCAUGUGGCUGAUUUAGGGCUUCUGCAUGAGCGAGCAGGAGGAGAAUGUCUGCCUGCAACCAGAAUUUGGAAGGGAAGGCCCUUCCUGGAUCACCCGAUCAUCUCGAGCAGCCAUGUCAAAUGGUGUAAUUCAAAAACUGAUACUGCCCUGCCUCGAAGCAAGUUAUGUCUCAUGCUGCUCUCCAACCUCGCUGCUCCAAUGCUUAGAGACCUUCUUCUGAUUUCCAAGCUAAACACACUCAUGGCCAAUUUGUAUCCAUUUGUCCUCCUGCCAACAUUGUUUUAAGUUUAACACAAGGUAUUUAUAGAUCCAGCCUGUCCUCUCUAACCUCUAAUUUUGUCAGGUUGAAUGAACCAAUCCCUUUCAGUUUUCCACCGUUAACUAGGGUCUCUAGCCCCUCUACCAAGCAGCCUACCAACACAUGGUUAUGCCUGCUGCAGCCACAAUUCAUCUUUCUCAAACAGAGGUGAAUAAAACUGUAUGCAGCCUCCUCACAGGGUCCACCAGAACUUGCUUCCUGUCAUUAAUCCAUUGCAGGCACUGUUGGAAGUCUGCGAUGCAGCCUAUAUGAUAUGUACCUUUUUCAUGGCUAUGUCACGUUGCUGUUUCAUAUUAAUUCUGUGAUCAGUCGAUGUGCUUGAGUCUGUCACUGACAUCUUAUUUCUUUAGAGAAAUUCUGACACUUGAGCCUUUCGUGCCAAACCUUACAUUUGGCACAAUUGGAUUUUGUCCUAUUCUCAUUGUUCCCAUCCUCAAGGUCAGGCAGUUCUUCCUGUUUGAUAGGCUGGAGCCUCUUGUGUAUUGACAAGCGCUCACAUUUGUGUGUCAUCAGGAAAUUUCACGAUGCACCCCUCCCUCUUUUGUGUGACAGACAAAUAAUACUGACUGAGAGCAGUCCCCAAGUUGGCCUCAUACAGUCGCACUAACAACUGUCCUCCAGAAACAGCACAUCUUGCUUUCAGCCUUCACACUGCUACAUCUCAGCUACCCUGCAGGGAUGGCUGAGGUUCUUCUAGAACGAGAGGUGAUGCAAGUCUGUAGGGCCUGCUGGACCGAACCAGUGCUUUAACAGAGGUUGAGUUCCCUUGGGCACAUUGCAAAAGAGAGUCAAAAUAGUUGUGAAGCCCUGACAUUUCAUAACAAUGCUAAGCCAAGGAAAUAUGAGGCUCAGAGUCACUUUGGACGGGAGGGAAUAUUCUUCAACAUCUGGUGGAGCACAUGCAGUCAUUCUGAGACCUAUGUCCUCAGAAAACCUUUCACAUAGAGGAUCACCGGUCUGAGGACACCAGACCGUGCAGUAAUUGCUGUUUGGAGGGAAACCCAGACUGAGGAAAGGUGAAGUGUGGGAUAGGGGUUGGGCAACUGCUUCAGGGGAGAGAUGGGCAGACAUCGAGUUCAUAAUCUGCUGCUACCUACAAAAAAGAGUGGGAAAACUUGUUUUUUCAUAGAGGUGAUUUAUAGGUGGUUUGUAUUGAUGCAGCAGUGCAGAAAGAAAAUGGAUACAGAUGAGUAUCCCUCCAGCUUGUUGUGAGAGCAUGUGAGCAGCUCCAUAGUUUCUAGGGUAAGCUCAGGAGGAGACUGAAAGAGACAAACAUCAUAUGCUAUGUUUUGCAGACUCCAGGGAAGAUCACAGGCUCCAUUUUUGAACUAGCCGAGAGCUAGGGGGAAGCCUUGCCCACACUGGAGUCAGUAACAAAGUGCGGUUGGACUAAGACGCCAACUCCAGUGUGAAGGUUCUUCAGGAGGGUAAAGUUAAGACUAGAGAUUAGGAAGAAAUUCUUUACUGUGAGAGUGGUGAGAUGCUGGAACAGGUUGCUCAGUGAGGUUGUGAAUGCCCCCUCACUGGAAGCAUUCAAGGCCAGGCUGGAUGGGGCUUUGGGCAACCUGAUCUAGAGGGAGGUGUCCCUGCCCACAGCAGGGCAUUGGAACUUGAUGAUCUUAAAGGUCCCUUCCAACCCAAACCAUUCUAUUAUUCAGUGAUUCAUGGCUCCAAAAGUGACUCUGAGGAAAGACAGACCUUAGUGCAGGGUCUGGCUGGAGGAAGGUCACAGCCAGCUGUUUCUAAGAGGCAGAGACCUUGUCAGCAAACUGACUGGGAACACAGGCUGGAUCCCCUGGUCAGACUGUGCCGUCUGCAGAUGUAAAUAUCUGUUCCAGACAACUUCUUGUGCCUUUGAGCACAUCAAAACUUGAAGUACAGUUGGAGCAGUGAAUAACUCAGUGAGACUACCCAAGUGCCAGCAUGAGACCUUGAGCCAGCUGCAGAAACAGAGCCCUGAGUGUCUGUGAGUGCCAGAACGCCUGAAAAAUGAGAUACAUAUGCAUACGCACCACAAAGUUUGUCCCGGAUUUGUGGAGAGAGCACCUUGUUACAGCUGCCUGUAGUGUUACACCAACUCAGAAGCGCUUUAUUUUUCCUGUGCCUCGUGAAAAAAGGACUUUCUGGUUUGACUACAAAGCACUGACUGCAUGGGACAAGCUGAGCGCGCUUGGCACCCCCUGCCAAGCAGAGGAGCUCCCAGUCUCCCACGCUGACUGAUCCCGCCAUCUCGGCUGUGCAUCCCACCCACGCUGUCAAAAUGAGCAAAGCCAGAGUUCAAUAUCGGCUUGGUUUUAAAUAUCAUUGCUGCAACAGGAAGGAUUUCUUGCUGUCCAUCCUUUCUCUUCAGGACUCACAGCUCUGAGGUGCAAGACCAGAGAGCUGAAUGCAGAAAGCCAUAUUUUGCCUUUCUUUUUCAGCUCAUCUUGUCCCUAAACAGAGAGACACUCAGAUCUACAUCCAAAGCUCCUACUCCUGCAGUUGCCGCGUUACAUAAGUCACCAGGCUUAAGAAAAAAAAUCUGAAUUUGUGUAGCUAUAAAAUAAAGCAGCGGUACCCAAACACUGAAACUCUCUGUUGGCAGCAGAGAAGAGCAGGAGGCGCCAUACGGAGACUGAGCCAGCAGCCCUGCAGGUUGCCCCAUCCCAGAGGUGAUGCCAUCACAGGGCUUCUGGCCAUCCUUGUGCCAGCACCAGCCUCCUCAGGACACUCCUCAGACUGGGUGGCCCUUGGCUGUGACAGGCAUGGCCCUGCUACAGAAGCCUCUUUUUCUCUCCUGCAGAGUCAAGCAUCACUAUUUAAUCCUCCUCAUUAAUAAGAAGUGUGAGCAGGAGCCACCAUCCUUUCCCCACCAUCCCGUGUCACGCUGUUCUGAGCCUGGUUGCGUGUCCGUGUGUGCGCAUCCCCGUGAGCAGGUCCAGGAGCAGACCUAAUCAUUAUCCAUGGCCGGAGCAUGAAUAAGAGGAUUUGCCUCCCUUUAAGCAAGUAAUAAUCAACACCCGGUGAGAAGGACUAAUGACCGUUACAUCUCAUUAAUGUGUUUUGACAGACAAUAGCCUCUAUGAAUACACUUCGCAGAAAGACCAGCUUUGGAGAGGGCACGGUGUUUGCAAACUCGCUUUACCUCAUCUUUAACCCCCUUCGCUCUGCUUAGGGAGAUGCAAAGGACUCCAGGUUGGUAUAAAUGCUUGCUGGAACAAGGAAAUGUAUAUGCUGGGCUGCAGCAGCUGGCUUUACCCAAUGUCUUGUUAUUGUAUUGCAAUUUCUUGCCUCUUAUUUCUCCAUCCUGAUUCUGAGCAACUGGCAGCUGCAGCUCUCAAGGACCCCAGUGCAAGCCUCGUGCAGAAGCAUAAUAAAUGUGACUUCCACUCCAAAGAAACUACAGCAAGAGUAGGCGGUGAAGUAGAAACAGUGAGACCAUUAUGGACAGCGUAGCUACUGGAAUGUUUUCUAGGGGAGAUCUCUGUAAAUGCCAGGGGCACUGGUUGGGCUCAGCUGGAGGUGAGGAGCUGCAGGCACAGGGCACCUGAGGGAGCUUCAGCAAAAGCAAAAAUGGAGGAACUUAAAUUGGUGUGGCACAGCCUCUCUGGGGGUACAAGACAUGAUUUAUUUGCCAUCUGUGAGGACUGAUUUCUUCUGUACACAUAGGUUUACCUGGUGGUCACGUGUGGUAGCUAGGGCCAGCAAGGUUGUUAAAUACAUAGCUGCUGUCUGGAGUAACCUCACAUAAAACCUCUUCUACCACUUUUCAUAUCUGUCAUUCUGUCCUGUGAAACUGGAGUGCUUCACACUCCAAUCAAACUCCUAGUGAUGCCAGAAGGGCACAUGGAGCACACGUGAAAAAUGAUUUAGUUGGCUAAGACCUCGGGAGGUCACCUGGUCCAACCCAGUGCUCGCGGCAGAGCCAGCAGAGACAAGAAGAGACGAGAACUGGCCUCAAAGGAGCGUGCUGAAAACAAGCCUCACCUCCGGCUGACCCUGAACUUUAAAAAUGUCCAUGUCAGAAGCCAGACUGAAUUGCGUGUGUCAGACCCAUUUCUAAUUGGCGGUGUCUUUUAUGUAAUUGUGCUUUCAAGAGCCAGAUAUUAUUAUUACCUGCUGUCAAUGGGCAUCGGCUUUUGGAAAGCACAGUGGCUGACUUUAUGUGUCUGCUUUUAGGAAGGACCUUUCAUCAUUUAUUUGAGACAGGGAGCCCUCUGUUUCGCUGUUAUUUAGCAGACGGCGGCCGUGCUGGGCUCUGGUGCCCAACGGCACGUCAGCUCAGCUCGGCUCUGUGCCACAGGGCUGCUCUCUGGGCAAGGCCCUGGGUCGUGGGGCAACAUGGCCAGCCCAACGCCUUCCAUCUCCCAAAUGCUGCUGCUCCCGGUUCACGUGCUGCAGUGCUGUGACUGGCAUUCCUCCUCCUUGAGGAGAUAGUAGCACAAAUGCAAUUACACAGGAGAGCGUGUGCGUAUGUCUGUAUGGCCUGAGCCUCACCACCUCCCCCUAUUUCCCAUGUAAAAAUCACAGCAGAGCAAAAUCUGAGGCCCGCGGUGCCUCGUGCAGUGCUGCAGUGGGAGAAGGGAUAGGAAAGACUGUGUCAUCAUGAAGCUGUGGCCAGGUCCUGCCUGACAUUGACUGCGCUGUUGGACUUCUUGUCAGUGUCACCCGGUGUGUCCUGCUGUUUGGCAGAGAAGAGAGCAGGCGAUGCUUCGCAACGGAUCGUGCCUGGCUGUGGAAAAGCUGGGCGAGAUGACUCAUUUUGUGCAAAGGACACCGAAAUUACAACUGCGUGCCACAUGAGAGAUGGUGGCUGGGCUGGAAUCAGAAAACAUCCUCAUCCAGGAAGGGUAUUCAAGCAUGUGCUUAAUUUAAGAACAUACUUAAUCAGGGCCUUCGGGCAUAAAAGGGUAAUGAUUAUUCUUGUGUUGCCGAGAAAAUCCAAGUGACAUCCGGAAGAUAUAUUACUCUGGAAGAUUUAGUGUUAUUCCAGCGUCCUCAUUUCAUCUCUCAAUUUCUGAAACAGUAAUUCUUUUAAUUUCUCAUUGCUAUCUAGUGUCGUGCAUUCUUUCACAGCUGUUUUACCCCCUAUUGUUAAUGCCAAGUGGAAUCAGAAAAUAUAAUCUUGUUCAGAUAAUAAUUAUGGAAGAUCAAUCCUGCAUCCGCCGCUUCCCUCCAUCCCCAUUAAACUUCCCAGCAUGCAAGAUAUGCACGCUUGCCUCUGCAGGGAAGGCCAGCCAUAGUAAAAGGACCUUUAUUCCCUCUUGUACACACAGUUUAAGCAUUUCAAAACACCAUCUCCAUCCCCAGUGUUUUUCAAUGUGUUCGUUCCCAACUUCUUCUCUAUGAAAUAUGUAAUUGCUGCAGAGAUUAGAUAUGGCGUUUAUGAUUUUAAGUACGCUACGUGUAUUUGUUUCCUUUACAAUAUCAAGUGACUGUCUUUAUUAGCAGCUAAUUAGCAUCCAUCAGAGUCCCAGAGCAGUUCUGAAGAAGCAGGCCAUCACAGAGUGGCCUUGGCUUCUUCUCCUGGUGAAGGAAGUUAAAUACUGCUGUACCAUGGGGCUCAGGAGGCUGGAAUUUGGUCCCUUUUGGACAAAAACAGAUAUAAAUAUAGCUGCCAGCCCAAAGCCAGGUGCUAAAAGAAGCACUGAGGCUUUCCUGGAGGAAAAAACUUGAUAAAGAUCCGGAGCAUAUGACUAGGGGAAUGGAGGCUUCCAGGAGAAAGGGAAAAUCCAACUUAUUUUAACUCUAAUAGUUAUUAUUAUGAUGGGCAUUAACCUAGGCAUUGGGAAGGUGUAUUCUCUGCCCCUAAUGAUGUCCUUCACACAGCUCACCCCUCUCAUAGAUGUGCUUUAGUACACUUAUGAGUGGAUCCCAUGUAGAGACAAGGACCAGCAAGUGCAAUCUAUUACAAACAUGUUUUAUCACACCAAUGAUGGUGACAAAAUGUCUUGGCCAGGGGCUAUGGACACAGAAUACACAACACUACUAAGGAGGAGGGUUUUUUUUAGUUCUUUUCACCUCUGCUUUCUUUUCAUUUUGCUUCUUUUGAACAAUGUAUCUUAAUCUAGCUCUAUGGAUGUAAAGUGAGAGUUAUGUGUGCGAGAAGUGCCUGAAAUCACUUUGUUUCUACUUUUCUUUCAUCUUACGUUCAGUAGGAUAAAUAACUGCAGAGGAUAUCGCUUAACCCAUAAAACAAAGUGACAUCAUAAUUUAUUAAUACAGAAGGCACAGUUCAUUGCUGUUAAAUGCCAUAAAGAGCUGGAAAUAGAGCAGUUUCUCAGAAGGCAUUGCCAAUAUGUCAGAGAAAAGGUUUCCUUGAUGCUCUCAGUGUGCCUAAGAUCCUCUCCUCAUUUUGGUUACUCCUCUGAGCCACUGUGUAGCAUUCCAAAGCAGCUUUGCUGGCCAUUUCCCCCACUCCUGCGGCUUCCUCCUGCCAGUGCUGGCUGCCCUGCCAUGCUGCUCCGGGUGCUUUUGCUGGGACAACAGCAGGAGCUGUGUUGUCCCUGCCCUCUUGUCCCUGUUGUUGUCCUCUCCAUGUCUGCCAGGCAGAGGCCCCACAUGGGCAGUGCAGGCGGGGCUGCAUCACGUGCAGCGGCUGGCUCCAUGCAGCAGGCUGCACACCCCUGGGCCCCGCUCCAGCAAAGCAUUUAAGCACCUGCUUACCCCUAAGCUUUGGAGUAAUUCCUCUGGCGUGAGCUAAGCACGGCCGCCUCGUGCUUCCCACGGUCUUCCUCUGAGAGGGUGCCUGGCCUCCCCGUGGGGCACAGUGCUCCCCACUGACCUCUGCGUCUGCCAUCACCCCCUCCAGCAUUGCACACACGGAUGGGCUCUGCACUGCCCUUGCUGCAGCUCCCUGCCUUCAGGGACAGGACCGGGACCCAACUCCCAUGUCGCAGCUCCCAUCCCACACACACGUGCCUCCAACCCCACGCUCACCAUCCCCUGCAGCGCCGGCGCGUUGGCAGUUGGCGACCCCCCUUGAAUCCCCCUCUUCUCCAGGCUAUAUGUGGCAUUUCCAAGCCCUGACGGCCUCUCCGAAUGUUUUCCAUAUUUGUUCAGCCUCCUCCUCGGUUCAAAUACCGGGGAGGACUGGGGCGGCACAGAGCGCGGUUUGGGGGGCAAGGAGCCCUGGCACACACACACGCACGUGAGGAGCAGCAUGGGGAAGAAGGAGAAGAAAGCCCAGCACAAUGCGGCCCACAGCGGGGAGCAGAGCACAGAAUCCGGCCACACACAGGAGCCGGCGAUGAAGAAGAAGAAGAAGAAGAGCAAGGGGGAACCCAAAGCUGGCUGGGAGGAGGAAUCUCACACGUGUUGUUGGUGCCGUUUCCCACUGCUGUGCGCUUUGUUGCAGUUGGCAUUCGGCGUCGCUGUAACGGUGCUGGGCUUCCUCAUGGCAGGCGUCAGCUCCUCCCUGCCGGUCAGAGACACUCCGUAUUGGGCUGGGAUCAUUGUCUGUGUGGUGUCCUUAGUGGGAUUUGUUAUGCUUUGCAUUUCAUACCAACCCGAUGAGAAGACAUGCGUGCAGUUCACAGUAAAGCUGAUGUAUUUUCUGCUGAGUGCCAUGGCUCUGGUUGUCUGUGUCGUGGCAGUGGCUUUUGCGGCCCACCAUUAUCUACAGCUGACAAAAUUUACUUGUGAUACUGUUCUGGAGUCCUGCCAGUGCAAACUGGACACCGCAGACCCCCUCAGCAGGACCUUCGUCUACCAGGAUGCCACUGACUGCAGCAGUGUCACCAGCAUGCUCAGCCUCUACCUGAUUCUGCAGAUGGUGCUCAACCUGCUUGCAGCACUGGUGUGUCUGCUGGCGUGCUUCGUUAUGUGGAAACACAGAUACCAGGUCUUUUAUGUGGGUGCUCGGUUCUACCCUUUAGCUACCGAGUGCCAGCAACAGAAAGUGUAGGGUCUGUGUUUCGGCAGGGCCUGUAGCCAGGGAAUGGAAAAUGUCAGCAUUCUGCCAGCAUAGAUGCCACGCAUGGAUCAAUGUUUUUAAGGCUUUUGACAAGAAAAAACAUUCACAUGUUUAAUGAAAUAUAUUCUUCAAUCAUUUUGAAUUUUGAAUCUCAACUCUUGCAAAAAGUCCCUAGUGAGACUAUAUAGAGGUCAUCUAACAUUCUGAAGAUGCAACUGUAGUAAUACUCACCAAAGAGCAUCUUCAGUAGCCAUAAACAACAUGAGCUUAAAAAGUCAUUGGGAACUCAUCUGAAGGGCUACAGCUGUUUAGACACGGAGUCUAUUUCCUUCAUUGGUAGAUACUCAUUCUUGCCUUCAGAGAAGAUAUACCAUUUUCUACCAGAUGAAGAUCUCAUCCAAACUGCUUUAUUAUAA